AUGAUAAUCCAAACGGCUUUGACCUCUGCCCUCCUAUUCACCAUCGGGACUGUGGCUACUGGCCCAUUAUCCGAAAGAGCCCCCCCUUUGGUACAACUGGACAAUGCCACCUUCACAGGUGUCAACUCUGGUAACGUGUCGAAGUUCCUUGGAAUACCCUUUGCCCAAGCUCCCGUUGGCAAUCUGCGUUUCCAACUUCCUCAGCCUCAUCCUUCAUACGUAGGCGAUCACGCCGCAUCAGAAUAUAGUAUUGCUUGCCCUCAACAAGCGAUCAGGAUACCCGCAAUGAAAGGCGUUCCCGCCUACGCUGUUGAUUCUGUUGUACAAUCAUUCGGAGACCUGGCUUCUCCGGCUGGCGAAGAUUGUCUUUAUAUCAAUGUCAUAGCACCUGCCAAUGUAACAUCUAUGUCGAAGUUGCCAGUUGUAUUGUGGAUCUUUGGGGGCGGGUUUCAAGGUGGUUCGGCAUCUAGUGCAAACGGAAGCGUCAUAGUCGAAAGGUCUCUUGAGCUGAACGAGCCAGUGAUAUAUGUCAGCAUGAAUCAUCGGUUAGUGUCAUUUGGAUUCCUCGCGAGCCAAGAAGUCAAAGAUGCAGGCGUCGGCAAUCUUGGUCUUCAAGAUCAACGCGAGGCAAUGAGGUGGGUUCAGAAAUACAUCAGCUCGUUUGGUGGUGAUCCUACAAAGGUUACCCUUUGGGGCCAGAGUUCCGGAGCAAUAUCCGUUUCGCUUCAGAUGCUCACCAAUGGUGGUGAUACUGAAGGUUUAUUCCGUGCUGCUUAUAUGCAAUCUGGAUCCCCUAUCCCUGUCGGCGAUAUCACCAAAGGACAAACUUAUUACGACUUCCUGGUUGAUCAAACGGGUUGUUCAGGAGCUUUAGAUACACUUCAAUGUCUUCGAGAAGUGCCAUAUGAUAUCCUGAAGUCUGCCGUCGACAGGACUCCAAACAUAUUUUCUUACCAGUCCCUAGUGUUGGCAUGGGUGCCCAGGGCAGAUGGUAAUUUUUUGAUGGAUGAUCCUCAAAAACUAGUGCAACAAGGAUCUGUAGCUAACAUACCUAUCAUUUCUGGCGAUUGUGACGACGAGGCAACUAUGUUUUCUUUCAGUACCCUCAACAUCACGACCAACGAUCAAGUCUACGAGUAUAUCAAAAGCUACUUUUUACCAAAUGCACCGAGCGAGAACGUAACUACUUUAUUGGAGAUGUACCCUCAAAACGUGACAGAGGGAUCGCCCUUCAAUACUGGUUAUCUGAACGUAAUAACACCUCAAUUCAAACGUUUGGCAGCUCUCCAAGGAGAUGGAACGUUCCAGGGUCCACGCCGAUUUUUCCUGCAGCAACGGUCGGGCAAACAAAAUAUGUGGUCUUUCUUAAGUAAACGGUUUAAAGCUACCCCUUUCCUGGGCGCGUUCCAUGGAAGUGAUUUGUUCAACGUAUUCGGACCGGGUGACAUGACAGAUUAUCUCGUGCGCUUUGUGGCCAACCUGGACCCGAACGGAAACACAAGUAUCUACUGGCCGCAAUAUACGACCCAAUCCCCGAACCUUCUUACAUUCCGGGGCGGACUUACUCGUUUGAACAUCACACAGGAUACGUACAGGAAGGAGGCUAUGGAUUAUAUUACGAACCUGUUCUUGCAAUAUCCUAUGUGAUAUCGCGUGCGCGUGACUUGCACCGCUCGUUCUUCUUUUUUAAUGCGCCUUCGCUUUACUGCAUUCCUUUUGUACUUUUUUGAAUCGUCAUUAUUUGAAUGAGCCGUUAUUGCAAGUCAAUAUCACGGGUCUUGAUAAU
Molecule: messenger RNA, 1786 nt
Organism: Serpula lacrymans var. lacrymans S7.9
Lineage: Eukaryota; Fungi; Basidiomycota; Agaricomycetes; Boletales; Serpulaceae
Exons: 14
Coding region: 1-1647 (548 amino acids)
Source: RefSeq, a predicted model, not a curated record